UCCUCUCUCCAGCUAUCCCUUCCCUUCCCUUCCCGCAGUCCCGCAGACUGCGGCCGCCGCCAGCGCCCAGUGCGGAGUGCUCGGCCUUCCGCUAGCACCAGUCAAGUACCCCCACCCGGCCACCCCCGACCCCAAGUCAAGGCGGCGAGGCCCCGUCCCGGCGUCCCCGACCCCGACCCCCCGUCCCGUCCGGCCGUCCGCACCCCUGCGGGCUGCGGCCGCCGCCCGCCCCGCGGCCCCGGCCCCCGGCUGCCCGCCGCAGCCAGUGCCCACUCCGCCGGCGCCCAGUGCCCGCCCGGAACUUUUCCAAGAACCGACCGAACGCCCAGGGCUAGUCCCCACCUUUCUCAACUUCAUAUGGCUUGCUCCGCGGCGGUGGCGGGCGCCGAGGCGACUGCUCUCCUGUGCCGCCGCCCUGCUCCAUCAUUGAUCGCCGGGCGCAACAUCCUUGCGGUGUCCCGUCGGCCUCGCCACUGCAAUCUCAGGACUGGCGCUCAACCUCCUCAGAAGACCACAUCUAGUGCUAACUACCGUAACAGGGUUAAUUUUCAGAGAGAUAGAGCAGGAGCUUCCAGUGAUGAUGAACAGCAACAGAAGUCUGGAGAUGAAAAUGGCCUACCAAAUAUUCAACUGGAAGAUUUGGUUGGAAAGAUACAAAACACUGAGAAGAAUAUUUUGCUUCUGAAUCAAGCUCGUCUUCAGGCAUUGGAACGUGCUGACAAAAUUCUUAAAGAGAAGGAAGCUUUGCAACAGGAGAUAAACAUUUUGGAGAUAAAAUUAUCAGAAACGGGUGCACAAUCUGAGCUUUCUACCAAAGGGAUGUCUGAUGCAGAGGCUCUGGAGUUUGAUGUACUAAAGGAAGAGAAUAUGCUACUGAAAGAUGACAUAACUUUUUUAAAAGCAAAGCUUAUUGAUAUAACUGAGAAAGAAGAGAGUCUAUUCAAGCUGGAGAAAGAGCGUGCUCUUUUAGAUUCUUCCCUUAGGGAGCUGGAGUGUGCAUUCAUAGCUGCCCAUUCUGAUAUGUUGAAACUUGGUCCUAUGCAACAUGAUGCCUGGUGGGAGAAAGUAGAAAAUUUGGAAGAAUUGCUUGAGUCCACAGCAAACCAAGUUGAGCAUGCUGCUCUGAUACUCGAUGGCUAUCACGCCUUCCAGGAUAAGGUUGACAAACUAGAGGCGUCAUUGGGAGCAACAAACAUAUCAGAGUUCUGUCUUUAUUUGGUUGAUCUUUUGAAGAAAAGGGUAAAAUCAAUAGAAGAACGCUUCCAAGCUUGUAAUCGUGAAAUGCAUUCUCAAAUUGAACUUUGUGAACACUCAAUAGUGGAGUUUCAUGAUACUCUCAGUAAACUAAUAAAGGAAAGUGAGAAGAAGUCAAUGGAGCAUUAUCAGGAAGGCAUGCCAUCAGAAUUCUGGAGUAGGAUCUCUCUUUUGAUUGAUGGGUGGUCACUUGAGAAGAAAAUAUCCAACGAUGAUGCAAAUAUAUUAAGAGAAAUGGCUUGGAAAAGGGAUAAUCGCCUUCGGGAAGCAUACUUGUCAUCUAGAGGAAUGGCAGAGAGGGAACUGAUAGAUAGUUUUCUAAAGAUGGCACUACCAGGAACCAGUUCUGGUUUGCACAUUGUCCACAUAGCAGCAGAGAUGGCUCCUGUUGCAAAGGUUGGUGGUCUGGCAGAUGUGAUCUCUGGUCUUGGGAAGGCACUUCAGAAAAAGGGGAACCUAGUAGAGAUAAUUCUUCCCAAAUAUGACUGCAUGCAGCAUAACCAAAUCAAUAAUCUUAAGGUUCUAGAUGUUGUGGUGCAGUCCUACUUUGAGGGGAAUAUGUUUGCCAACAAAAUAUGGACCGGGACCGUUGAAGGACUUCCUGUCUACUUUAUUGAGCCGCAGCAUCCAGGCAAGUUCUUUUGGAGGGCACAAUACUAUGGGGAGCAUGAUGACUUCAAACGUUUUUCCUACUUUAGCCGUGUGGCACUGGAAUUGCUUUACCAAUCUGGGAAGAAAGUUGACAUAAUUCACUGUCAUGACUGGCAGACUGCAUUUGUUGCACCUCUUUAUUGGGAUGUAUAUGCAAAUCUUGGCUUCAGCUUAGCUAGAAUUUGUUUUACCUGUCACAAUUUUGAAUAUCAAGGAACGGCUCCAGCUCAGGAUUUAGCAUGCUGUGGCCUUGAUGUUGAGCGCCUAGAUAGACCAGACAGAAUGCGGGAUAAUUCACAUGGCAGAAUAAAUGUUGUCAAGGGUGCAAUUGUGUAUUCCAACAUUGUCACAACUGUAUCACCAACAUAUGCUCAAGAGGUGCGCUCAGAGGGUGGGCGUGGGCUCCAAGAUACACUUAAAAUACAUUCCAAGAAAUUUGUUGGAAUAAUUAAUGGCAUCGACACAGAUACAUGGAAUCCUUCUACAGAUAGGUUUCUCAAGGUCCAAUACAGUGCUAAUGAUCUAUAUGGAAAAUCAGCGAACAAAGCAGCUCUCAGGAAGCAGCUCAAGAUGUCGUCUGCAAAUGCUUCCCAACCACUCGUCGGUUGCAUUACAAGGCUUGUUCCUCAAAAGGGUGUACAUCUCAUCAGGCAUGCAAUAUAUAAAACAGCUGAGUUAGGUGGACAGUUCGUUCUCCUAGGUUCUAGUCCCGUACCAAACAUUCAGAGGGAGUUCGAGGGUAUUGCAGACCAAUUUCAGAACAAUAGCAAUAUCAGGCUGCUUUUGAAGUAUGAUGAUGCUCUAUCGCAUAUGAUUUUUGCAGCAUCAGACAUGUUCAUUGUUCCUUCUAUGUUUGAGCCAUGUGGUCUCACUCAGAUGAUAGCUAUGCGCUAUGGUUCUGUGCCAGUUGUUCGGAGAACUGGUGGUCUGAAUGACAGUGUCUUCGAUUUCGACGAUGAAACGAUACCCAUGGAACUGCGAAAUGGCUUCACCUUUUUGAAGGCUGAUGAGCAGGGCUUUGAUAGUGCUUUGGAAAGAGCUUUCAACUACUACCAUAGGAAACCUGAAGUCUGGAAACAGUUGGUACAGAAAGACAUGAAGAUAGAUUUCAGCUGGGAUACUUCAGCCUCCCAAUACGAAGACAUCUACCAGAGAGCGGCUGCUCAAGCAAGGGCGGCAACAUAAACAGCAGAGAUAGUUCCUGAUGCCUCCAUGGACUCUCCCGGAUGCUGCUUUAAUGUAUGGUAAAUGCAGUUCUAUCAGCACUGAACUGAGCAUAUAUGCUGGAGAAAUGAAGAAACACAUUGGGGAAUCGCUACCUACUUGGGUGUACAAACGGCAGCGCGGCGGCGUCACGCGCACUUCCCGACGGAGCAAAAGAUAUACUAUAUAUGAGAGAGAAAAAAUACAGAACGGAUGUUUUCCGAAGCAUGCAUCAUCAUGAGAUUCAGGAUUUUUGGAGCAGCAGCUACUGUUGGGUGCAAAAGCACGCAUGAGAUUAGGAUGCCAGUGCGAACAAAUAUCCAGUUGUACACGUGGUUGUGUACCUCUAUGAAGCUGUUAAUUGAGAGAUUAUAGGGUUCAUGUAAUGGUUUUUUGGCAUAAACUGGUGACUUUGCAUUCCAUAGUCACACUCACUCCUUGGAGGGAUACAAUAUUUUAUCAACAGGACCUGGUUAACUAACAUGGACAAUUUGUAAGCAACAGAAGUGUUGACCAUAUUAUACGAAGUGAACUUCAAAUUU
Panicum virgatum (switchgrass) is the source of this 3650-nucleotide messenger RNA. RefSeq names its product probable starch synthase 4, chloroplastic/amyloplastic. The record is from RefSeq and is a predicted model, not a curated record. Lineage: Eukaryota; Viridiplantae; Streptophyta; Magnoliopsida; Poales; Poaceae. Gene Ontology annotation, molecular function: alpha-1,4-glucan glucosyltransferase (UDP-glucose donor) activity. The transcript is spliced from 16 exons. The coding region runs from base 358 to 3090 and encodes 910 amino acids.